This is a messenger RNA of Lactuca virosa, 516 nucleotides long. The record is from the annotation of a GenBank genome assembly. NCBI's taxonomy places the organism in Eukaryota, Viridiplantae, Streptophyta, Magnoliopsida, Asterales, Asteraceae.
AUGUAUAUGACGAACAAAUUGUUCACAACAAAACUUAAUGGAUGGUUAAGUGAUGUUUCACCUGAAAUAGGGCUGAGGUUGAAUGAGUUAAAGGUUAAUCAAAGGUUUUGGGAGGUAUUGCCAAGUGGACUCAACCGGUUUGAGACUAGGUUAGGAAGUGAGGCAUUUGAUGUUGAUCUAGACAAGAGGACAUGUUCAUGUAGGAUGUGGCAAAGUAAUGGUUAUGGGUGUGUUCAUUCUGUGCCUGCCAUUAGCUACCUUAAUAGAGAUGUGGAGAAAUACGUGGAUCCUUAUUUUUGUAGAGAAAUGUAUAUGAAGAUCUACCAGUACAAAAUCUGUCCAAUGAAUGAAAGCAAGAUGUGGCCUUUGAAUGGAAGCAAGAUGUGGCGUGAAACUAAUUUCCACCUUUACUCCCCAAGAAUUGAAGGAUGCCCGGCUCAAAAAAUGGAGAAAAAGACUGCAGAAGUGGGUGAAAAUGUGAAGAAAAAGACUGGAGAAGUGGCAAAUGGAAAUUAG